UAAAGAUUAUUGUGGUGAUAGAUGGUAGCUAGUGUAGGUGUGAGCUUAUCAAUGGCCUGCGGCAUUCCAUUACGUCUCUCCGCUUUCCCAAGCACCACAAUUAGGGCUACACUUCCCCAUUUACACGCGCCUUCUAUCUCCAGCCGCCCGAGUCCUCUCAGCUCCAACUCAAUGAGUCAACCCGCCACAACGAAUCACGCGGAUGUUGUAGUGCAGUACGUGGUGCUCCGCCGAGACCUUAUCGACACGUGGCCGCUAGGGAGCGUGGUCACUCAAGGUUGCCACGCUUCUGUUUCCGCCGUUUGGUUCAACAAAGACGAUCCUUUCACCGUCGAUUAUUGCAGCCCCGAUAAAAUUGAUUCUAUGCACAAAGUUACACUUGAAGUAAAGGGGGAACCCCAGAUCAAAAACUUGUCUGAGAAACUUACAGCUGGUGGGAUUAUUCACAAACUGUGGAUUGAACAACCUGAAAACAUACCUACGUGCCUUGCAACAAAACCUUACCCCAAGUCAAUCGUGUCUUCAUAUUUUAAGAAGUUGAAACUAUGUAAGUGAUUUCAUUUUUGAUGUUGCUUUUGUUAUCCCUCUUGCUCCUAUUUGGUGGAAAAUGCACUGAACAUCAAGAGGAGGGGAAUUUUUUAUUCUUUGCCUUCUCCCCUAAAAGUCACAUUAGAGCAAAUGACUGUUAAGUUUAUUAACAAUUUAAGCCCAAUUUUAUUUUGACUUGAGAAUAUCAAGAGGAGGGGCGGGGGUACGUUUGGGCCAUUUAAAGGUGGUUUUGAUUUUCAAAGGUUGUCGUUUAUUUAAAUCGUUUUGGGCGUUCUGAGACUGUGCCUUUCUGCACUACUACUUGACGAAAUCUGAACUGGGAAGAGGCCUUGUUUUCUUUUGGCAAGUAAAUUGUUGUUCUACUUGUUUGCAUUUGAA
This is a messenger RNA of Glycine soja, 927 nucleotides long. Its product is annotated as putative peptidyl-tRNA hydrolase PTRHD1. NCBI's taxonomy places the organism in Eukaryota, Viridiplantae, Streptophyta, Magnoliopsida, Fabales, Fabaceae. The record is from RefSeq and is a predicted model, not a curated record. The transcript has 2 exons. Gene Ontology annotation, molecular function: peptidyl-tRNA hydrolase activity. Bases 22 to 555 code for a protein of 177 amino acids.